GGUGUGAGGUACCUCAAACCGGGGCAUUCUUCUCUCUCUUUCAGGUUGCAAAAGAAUUUGGCUUCAGGAAUAAUGGCUUUUCUGUGUACACCAAUAGAAACAGGACGGGCGAGAUCACAGCGGCGCAAAACAAAUCCCUCAACUUGCUGAAGAUCAAGCAUGGUGAUAUGCUGUUCCUCUACCCCUCGAGCCCGGCUGGCUCCUCCUCAGAGACCAUGGACACCUCUGUCUCCCAAAGCUUGCGGCCUGUGGGGGCCCCUCAGGUGGUGGAAGAUGAGAUUGACCAGUAUCUGAUCAAACAGGAUGGGAAGAUUUACCGGAAUCGAGACCAGCAGCUGUGUCGCCACGGCCCCUUGGGGAAGUGUGUGCAUUGUGUACCACUGGAGCCUUUUGAUGAGGAUUAUUUAAACCAUCUGGAACCUCCUGUGAAGCACAUGUCGUUCCAUGCCUACAUCAGGAAGCUGACUGGAGGGGCAGACAAGGGGAAAUUUGUUGCCCUGGAGAACAUCAGCUGUAAGAUCAAGUCAGGCUGUGAAGGGCACCCUCCUUGGCCAGAAGGCAUCUGCACAAAGUGCCAGCCAAGCGCCAUCACUCUCAAUAGACAGAAAUACAGGCAUGUUGACAACAUCAUGUUUGAGAACCACACAAUUGCAGAUCGCUUCCUCGACUUCUGGCGGAAGACAGGAAACCAGCACCUCGGGUACCUCUAUGGCCGGUACACAGAGCACAAAGACAUCCCCCUGGGCAUCCGGGCUGAGGUUGCUGCCAUCUAUGAACCCCCACAGAUUGGUACCCAGAACAGCCUGGAGAUCCUGGAAGAUCCAAAAGCUGAGGUUGUGGACGAGAUCGCGGCAAAGCUUGGACUGAGAAAGGUUGGCUGGAUAUUUACUGAUCUGGUCUCUGAAGACACCCGGAAAGGGACUGUUCGAUACAGCAGAAACAAGGACACGUAUUAUCUAAGUGCAGAAGAGUGCAUCACAGCUGGAAACUUUCAGAACCAGCAGCCCAACAUCUGCCGCCUUUCUCCAGAUGGUCAUUUUGGAUCCAAGUUUGUCACAGUUGUGGCUACAGGUGGUCCCGACAACCAGGUCCACUUUGAGGGGUACCAGGUCUCGAAUCAGUGCAUGGCUCUGGUGCGGGAUGAGUGCUUGCUGCCCUGCCGAGACGCGCCGGAGCUGGGCUACGCCAAGGAGUCCAGCAGCGAGCAGUAUGUGCCUGAUGUGUUCUAUAAGGACAUAGACAAGUUUGGCAAUGAGAUCACACAGCUGGCUCGCCCGCUCCCGGUGGAGUACUUAAUCAUAGAUAUUACUACAACUUUUCCCAAGGAUCCAGUCUACACGUUUUCUAUUUCUCAAAAUCCAUUCCCCAUCGAGAACCGUGAUGUGCUGGGAGAAACUCAGGACUUCCACAGCUUGGCCACGUAUCUGUCCCAGAAUACUUCCUCCAUCUUCCUAGACAUCAUUUCUGAUUUCCAUCUGCUCCUCUUCCUGGUCACGAACGAGGUCAUGCCUCUGCGGGACAGCAUCAGCUUGUUGCUGGAAGCUGUGAGGACCAAGAAUGAGGAGCUGGCACAGACCUGGAAGAAAUCAGAGCAGUGGGCCACCAUCGAGCAGCUCUGCAGUAAGAAAGGGGGGUCCCUCUGGGAAGGGGAG
This is a messenger RNA of Nestor notabilis (Kea), 1652 nucleotides long. It is a transcript of the gene NPLOC4, whose product is annotated as nuclear protein localization 4 homolog (S. cerevisiae). Gene Ontology annotation, molecular function: ubiquitin protein ligase binding; ubiquitin binding. The annotation marks the transcript as partial. Gene Ontology annotation, biological process: ubiquitin-dependent protein catabolic process. Lineage: Eukaryota; Metazoa; Chordata; Aves; Psittaciformes; Psittacidae. Gene Ontology annotation, cellular component: nucleus. The transcript is spliced from 14 exons. The record is from RefSeq and is a predicted model, not a curated record.